Candidula unifasciata is the source of this 369-nucleotide messenger RNA. Lineage: Eukaryota; Metazoa; Mollusca; Gastropoda; Stylommatophora; Geomitridae. The record is from the annotation of a GenBank genome assembly.
GACCCGGUGUUAUUUACUGGAACAUUGAGGAAGAACCUUGAUCCCUUCCAACAGUAUGGUGAUGAGCAGUUAUGGAAGGCUUUGGAAGAGGUCAAGCUGAAGGACCACAUCAAAGACAUUCCCGAGGGCCUCAAUGCUGAAGUCUCUGAAGGAGGUGUGAACUUCAGUGUUGGUCAGAGGCAGCUCAUCUGCCUGGCUAGAGCUAUCCUGGGCAACAACAGAAUACUGCUCAUUGAUGAAGCAACAGCCAAUGUGGAUCCAAUCACUGAUGAGCUUAUUCAGCAGACAAUCCGAACAAAAUUUAAGGAUUGUACAGUACUCACCAUUGCUCACCGACUGCACACAAUCAUGGAUUCUGAUAGAGUUAUG